AUGAGUUCUGGUUAAAAUCAAAUUUCAGAAGGCUUUAUAAAGAUGUAGCAUCUUAAUCAAAUGGAGCAAUUCUUUCAAAUGCAAGGUCGAUUUUAACUGUUGGAGGCACUUUAAAUAUUAGUCCUUUAAAAGAUUCUCUAUAAAUCCAUGGGGAAGAUCCUCAUUUUUAUACACGAACUUCAAUUGAUAUAUAAUUUACACAACUUUAUGAGAUUAAUAGAAUAAAAAUCUGGUACUAUGAUUUUGAAUAUAGAAUAUUCAGUUUUAAAAUAAUUGCAAUUGUAUAAGAUAAUAUUGAAAAGGAAUUGUAUUUAGGGUAUCAUUAAAAAGGUCUGGUAACGAUAGAAUUUGAAGAUUAAUUUGUAUAAAAAAUAAAAAUAAUUCAUUUGGGCAGCACACAUGGUGAUUUAGCUAUUUUAAAAAUCUAAGCUUCAUAUGUAAUAAAGAAUUUACUUUGAGAAGUUGAUUUAGAAUUGA
Paramecium pentaurelia is the source of this 477-nucleotide messenger RNA. NCBI's taxonomy places the organism in Eukaryota, Ciliophora, Oligohymenophorea, Peniculida, Parameciidae. The record is from the annotation of a GenBank genome assembly.